Messenger RNA from Engraulis encrasicolus (European anchovy), 2066 nucleotides. RefSeq lists its product as uncharacterized. Bases 221 to 1108 code for a protein of 295 amino acids. The transcript is spliced from 3 exons. The record is from RefSeq and is a predicted model, not a curated record. Lineage: Eukaryota; Metazoa; Chordata; Actinopteri; Clupeiformes; Engraulidae.
CUGAUACUUCCACCCUUCAAGUCCCACAGUCCAUUGCAACCACACUUUAAGACGGCAUUUCGGCUUUAGAGGGUAUUAAGUGGCUGAAUCUCGUGCGUGGUGCGUGGGAUAACCUGCGUCUACCGCUGAAACAUGUUGGCCUACCACAAAGUGCAUUAUUUAAUUCGGGUCUGAAAUCGAAUCAGGCUAGAACUGUUUCAAUCAGACUGACUUACUGGACAUGGCGGUUACACACGGUGGCGGCGAUGAAAAACUUGAAGAUGAAUUUCAACAGACGAUACGCUGCAUUGGAGGGAAGGAAAGAGUUUAUCUGGUUGGAGACGUCGGCAAAACGGAGGAUACCCAAUGUAGGCCUAAUUUAUUCAAAACGUUCAUUGAAGAAAUGUUCGGAAGCUGUGGCGAAAUUGUUGCUACCGCUAGCGGGGUAAACAAAACUUCCAACGACUCCCGUCAAAACACCGAGGAUCAUCAGGCUGAUACAUUGAACGACGUGGCAGAGGUUGAAGGCAUUGUACUCUCCUCACAAGACUCGUGCACUACUGUGGCUGGGAGUGGACCUGCUUGCAAGGGCGAAGUUCCCAGAGUGAUCAGAACAUGCAGAAAUGCAACAGGAGCUGUCAGAUUAAUUGACUGCGCAUUGGUGAUAUUCAUUUUCAAGCAAGAAUACGUCAGCAACAGUUGUAACCACGUAUUGAUCAAAGAAAUUAUGAAGGACAUCAGAGCCCGCACGAAACACUCUCCUCUGUCUAUCGCUGUGAUUGGUUUGGUGCAUUCAAAAGACGAAACUAGCAGAGAAACCCAGUCUGUGGAGGUUUUGGAACGUUUACUGUGCACAGUGUUUCGCAAACAUUCCAGUGAAUCUAUUUGGACUGGUCUUUUCAUCCCAGACUCUAUGGAAAACAUGUUGGCUAUCAAGAAACAUCUUAUCAAAGCCGUUCACUCAUCUCUCUCUCAAGGUAAUGUAAGAAGAGCAAAUAACCAUUUUUGGUCACUGAGGUGCUUGAUAUGGUGGAGACAGCGAAGACAACCCAGAUAUCAACAUGGCAACAACAUCACUACUUGUAAGCAUGGACAUGUGCCAUGGAAACAGUUGAAGGCAUCCCAUUAAAGACCAGGCUUGAUGGACAGCAAGGAGAUUUUACCAAUGGACUUUGCUCAUCUGGAAAUUAAACCUUCUUGAUGUUCAUAAAUACUUGACGACAAUUUGAUUAGUCAUCAGCUGUGGCACAUGGAAAUUAAGAAUCGACAGGCCUAGCCUGUAGGCUAGUAUCCCAAAUUGAUAACAUUGGAUUUGCAAUUAUUGUUCAUGCCUGAUUAUACAGUAGGCCUAUGUAUUGUGAGCAAUAAUGAUGGGGUUCUGUUGAUGAUUUCAAGUUUCAGAAUAGAAUAGCCUGCUGCCCUACACUUUUUCUGGCAUAAUUCAGAGGUAGACACAAGUGGAAAUGACUGUCGGGUGACAUUUUAAACUGUAUUUGAAAUAGUGGAGUGAUUUUAAAGAAGUUUUAGUAGGCCUAUAGUUAGUACGUAAGUAACAUUUUUUAUAAAGGACAUUUGAAACAAUAUAAAAUGACCAAAGUGUUGUACAGUAAAACAGUAAAGCAAUUUCAGCAGUAUAAUAAAACAUUUUUGCAGCAUAAGGGCAGCAAGCAUUCAAAUAUGAAUUCAGAUUCAGGGUCAUUCCAGAGGCGUGGAGCUGCCACAGCAAAGGCUCGGUCUGCUUUAUUGACAAGACGGGAUCGGGGAACAUGACGAAGGUCUUUGUUAGUGGAUCUAAGGGACCUAUGUACUGGGCAGUGUUGUAACUUGUAUAAAAUGUAGUGGGGGCAUCACCAUGUAAAGACCUAAAAACUAAAAGGAGUAAUUUUGAAUUUGAUUAUGAAGCCGAUGGGGAGCCAGUGCAGAGAGGAAAGGACAGGAGUGAUGUGGUCAUACUUCCUAGUGCCAGUUAAAAGUGGAGUAUAUUUUUUAUAGUGAACUUUCAUGUUACUUUUAAUAGUAAGCCAAUACCUUCCCUGUAUGAUAUUAUUAUUAUUAUCCAAAAAUAAAAUGAAAAAUGUUAUUAUGCA